Enhydra lutris kenyoni (northern sea otter) is the source of this 2079-nucleotide messenger RNA. Its product is annotated as complement factor H-like. Lineage: Eukaryota; Metazoa; Chordata; Mammalia; Carnivora; Mustelidae. The record is from RefSeq and is a predicted model, not a curated record.
AUGGUUAGGAUACCCUUCAAGAAGAGACCUCGGAAAGCCUCCAUUGCUGGAGAAGCCUGGGACACCUUCAGGCAGCCAGUCCAACUAGGGAUCGGCAAUCCCCAGUUUCAAGCGGAGACUCAGAAAUAUUUUCCUGGUGUGGGUUCUUCGUACCCUGAGGCCAUUCUGGUGAUGGGGGACCUGCCCAAACUCAUUGGUUCUGAAGAACUCCUUGCAGCCCAAGCCUUGUUACCAUGGUUUGGACUGUGCAUGCCUGGGCUGGGGGGUGGUGGGAGGACAGAUCUUUCGGGCAGAAAAGCAUCUGUGAUCAAGUCCAUGGUGGUGGAGUUCCAUUUCAUUGCUGGAGUGGUUGGCAACCUGCUCCUGGUCCAUCUUAUCUCUCAGGAGGGGGAUGACUUCCUCGUUUAUGGAGUUCACUGCCGGUGUGGGAGAGAGACCAUUCCUAAUUUUGACCCUAGGAAAAGUGGAGGGGCUGGGGCUGAGGCUGAGGUGGCGGCAGAGCAGCAGCGCCCCCAUGUGGAGCUGCAGGAGCAGUCCGUGUGUGCACGAAUCCACAAUAAAUGGUCCUUUCUGUUUGAAUCAGUUCCUGCAGUGAUUUUGACUGUGGUGUCAGAAGAGUACCCAUUCGUGAGCAGCAGGCAAAGUAGGACGGCCGGCUGGCAGCAUGCUGCCCCCACCUGGUGCUCUGACUACCUUGGAUCUGUGUGGCCCGUGCAUGCAUGGUCUGCAUCCUUGGACAGCCCUUGGCCUGUCCCCAAACACCUGCUAGCCUCCAGGUUCACACGCCGAAAAUCUUUUGAGUCUUGUGAUAUGCCAGUGUUUGUAAAUGCCAGACUCAAGAGAGGUGGCACAAGGUUUCAGCUCAAUGACCAGCUGGGCUUUGAAUGCCAUGAUGGUUAUGAAAGCAGACUUGGACACACCGCAGGCUCCAUAGUCUGUGGUAACACUGGUUGGUCUACCCACAUGUUAUGUUGCUUUGAAAGAGAAUGUGAGAUUCCUCUAAUAGAAAAAUACUUAAUUGUUGAGCCCAGAAAAGACAAAUAUAAAGUUGGAGAGUUGAAAUUCUCCUGCAGACAAAGAUUCACAAGAGUUGGACCAGAUUCGGUUCAGUGUUACCACUUUGGAUGGUCCCCUAAUUUUCCAACAUCUAAAGAGCUAGUAAAAUUGUGUGGCGCACCUCCUCAACUCCCCAAUGGGAAGGCUAAAGAAGCAAACAAAGAAAAUUAUGAACACAAUGAAUUGGUGGAAUAUGUUUGCACUGAAUUUUUGAUGAAGGGUCCCAAUAAAAUUCAAUGUGUUGAUGGAAAAUGGACAACAUUACCUAUAUGUGUUGGUAAUGGCAGUACAUGUGGAGCUAUACCUGGGCUUGAUUAUGGCUAUGUUGUUGAAUUUUCUUCCCCUCCCUUUCACCAUGGAGCUUCAGUGGAGUUCAAUUGCAGAGAAACAUUUACAUUGAUUGGACAUAGAUCAAUUACACAUGUUAGAAGAAUGUGGACCCAACUUCCUCAGUGUGUUGCAACAAAUGAACUUAAGAAAUGUAAAUUAUCACAUGAGGAGGUUGAAUUUGAUCAUAACACCAACAUAAGUUACAAAUGUAAAGGAAGUUCAGAGCACAAGCACUCAAUCUGCAUAAAUGGAAGAUGGGAUCCUGAAAUAGCCUGCACAAAGCUAUAAACACAGUCAUGCCCACCUCCACCUCAGAUUCCCAAUGCCCAAGAUAUGACAACUACAGUGAAUUACCAGGAUGGAGAAAAAUUAUCUGUUGUCUGUCAAGAAAAUUAUAUAAUUCAGGAUACAGAAGAAAUUGUGUGUAAAGGUGGAAGAUGGCAGUCAAUACCAUGCUGUGUUGAAAAGAUUCUAUGUUCAAAACCACCUCAUAUAGAACAUGGAGUCGUGAAAGCAUCUAGUUCUUCAGAAGAAAGGAAAGAAACAUUUAAACCCACUUUUUAUGUACAUGGCACUAAAUUAAGUUAUAUUUGUGAAGAUGGUUUCAGGAUAUCUGGAGAAGAUGGGAUAACGUGCUAUUUGGGAAAAUGGAGAUCUCCACCUCAGUGUGUAGGUUAUACAAAAACUGAUUGA